CUCGUGAGCGCGGACGCAGACACGCGCUCGGCUCACUGAGCAGGAGCAGGACGCACGGAGGGAAGACUGGGGUGAGUUGACACCUCGCGUUUCGAAGGUCCAUGGCACGGCACGGCAAGGGCGGCUCCUGAACAGGUGUACGCAAUUCGUUUGAGGGGAACUUAAACACUCCCCGACACACGACGAAGCAACAGUUUCCACAUUCCCGUGCUCUCGGAGGAAGAUUUAAAAAAAAAAAAAAAAAAAAAAAAUCAUUAAAAAAUGAAGAGCAAAAACCGUGAAAGCUUGACCGACUCCCGGGAGCUGGACGGCUCGUACGACCCGCUGACGGGCAAUCCUUCCAACAGCCAAAGCAAAAAAAGCAUAAAGCAGCGAUUCCUCAAGCUGCUGCCAUGCUGCACGCCCUCGGCCGCCCCCUCAAUCAGUCAAAACAGUGUAGAAGAUGACUUUGAGCUCUCCACCGUGUGCCAUCGGCCAGAAAGCAUGGACAAGCUGCAGGAGCAGACCAAGUUCACCAAGAAGGAGCUGCAGGUUCUCUACCGGGGCUUCAAAAAUGAGUGCCCGAGCGGUGUGGUCAAUGAGGAGAACUUCAAGAAUAUCUAUUCGCAGUUCUUUCCUCAGGGAGAUUCAAGUACGUACGCGCACUUCCUGUUUGAAGCCUUUGACACUGACAAGAACGGCUCAGUUAGUUUUGAGGACUUUGUAUUUGGCCUGUCUAUCAUCCUGAGAGGGACGAUUAACGACCGCUUAAACUGGGCGUUUAACCUCUACGACCUGAACAAGGAUGGCUGCAUCACCAAAGAUGAGAUGCUGGACAUCAUGAAGUCCAUCUACGACAUGAUGGGGAAGUACACGUACCCCACUAUGCAGGACGAUGCCCCCAGAGAGCAUGUUGAGAGCUUCUUCCAGAAAAUGGACCAAAAUAACGAUGGCGUAGUUACUAUAGAGGAGUUUAUUGAGUCAUGUAAAAAGGAUGAAAACAUCAUGCAGUCCAUGCAGCUGUUUGACAAUGUCAUCUAAGACCCGGGAAGGGCGCUUGGUCCCAAGUUAAAGGUUUAAAAUGAGUCAGGUUUUGAAAAAAAAAAAAAAAAAAAAAAGAGCGUGUGUGUGUGCGCGUGUGCGCUCUGUGUAUGUGUAGCUCCUCUCAAUGGGAAGCAAGCCCUCUCCUCAUCAGGCAGUGUGGAGAAACACUGGGAAAAGAAGGCAAGCAGAAGGCUGACCGACACUACCAUGAACCCAAAACCACACGGCCAACUUCUGCUAUUCCUACAUUUUCUUCUUUUUCUGAGCAAAUGGUGGAACUUCAAGUGAAGAUGCUGCCCCCCCCC
Messenger RNA from Syngnathoides biaculeatus (alligator pipefish), 1328 nucleotides. Its product is annotated as Kv channel-interacting protein 2. Bases 262 to 1020 code for a protein of 252 amino acids. Gene Ontology annotation, molecular function: potassium channel regulator activity; calcium ion binding. Gene Ontology annotation, cellular component: voltage-gated potassium channel complex. The record is from RefSeq and is a predicted model, not a curated record. Lineage: Eukaryota; Metazoa; Chordata; Actinopteri; Syngnathiformes; Syngnathidae. Gene Ontology annotation, biological process: regulation of potassium ion transmembrane transport. The transcript has 9 exons.